AUGCUUUCCCCGUUAUUGGAAACCUUUGAAUCUCUUCUGCAAACGAACAACCUUCGGCAAGAUGAUUUGAUUCAAAUCAUCCAAAAGAUUAAAGAAACUAUCUCGAAUAAUAAUAAUGAUGAUUGUGAUCAUUUGUUGCUUUCUCGAGCCUUGACUUUACUGGUCAUAUCCUACAAGCACAUAUGGAUACUGUUGGUCUUGGCGCGGUCGGUUGAUUGUUUCAGAGAGAUGAUGCGAUUGAAGUGGCAGGAAAUCAUGGAAUCAACGGAAUUAUUUGUAUCAGGACUUCAAGCAGUGCAAUCGUUGUCCGAGAGCAUUGAAACAGAAUUAUGUAAAGUCGCCAAUGAUAUCGUCGACGACAUCGAUGGCAUAUCGACGAUCAUCAAAAUCCAUGUGUCAUGUCUGCAUUUGCUGGGCGACGUCUUGCAGAUAUUACGCAAAGGGACGAGCAGCUGUGGUGGUGACACCUUUAUACCUAUCGAAUUCCUCAUUAAGCGACGACAAGGAUAUGAAUUAAACGCGCUCUCCAGUCUUUGUUCAUGUGCUCUCAAAACAGUUUAUUGUACAUUUAUGAUCACCAAGCUUCCGGCGAUAGCACUCAAGUUUUCCAAGGAUUGCGAGUCGCGGCAACUGAUCUCUACGUGGUGCAAAGGGGCCCAUGAUGCGCUGGGCGAUUUUCUAAAAUUUAUCGACGAGAAUUUGUUGACAUUUAAGAAUGCCGAGCUCGAAUUAAACGAAAAACUCGCGCUGAAAAUUUCCGACGGUAUGCUGGUCUGA
Acaulospora colombiana is the source of this 777-nucleotide messenger RNA. The record is from the annotation of a GenBank genome assembly. NCBI's taxonomy places the organism in Eukaryota, Fungi, Glomeromycota, Glomeromycetes, Diversisporales, Acaulosporaceae.